Carlito syrichta (Philippine tarsier) is the source of this 739-nucleotide messenger RNA. It is a transcript of the gene MAP1LC3C, whose product is annotated as microtubule associated protein 1 light chain 3 gamma. Gene Ontology annotation, molecular function: ubiquitin protein ligase binding. Gene Ontology annotation, biological process: macroautophagy; autophagosome assembly; cellular response to nitrogen starvation. NCBI's taxonomy places the organism in Eukaryota, Metazoa, Chordata, Mammalia, Primates, Tarsiidae. The record is from RefSeq and is a predicted model, not a curated record. The transcript is spliced from 4 exons. Gene Ontology annotation, cellular component: cytosol; autophagosome membrane; autophagosome. Bases 77 to 616 code for a protein of 179 amino acids.
GGAGGAAUGAGUUAGGUCCUGGUUGUGGGAUUUUUUUUCUUUUUUAAGUCAGACACGGACACAGCUGUUGAGUGAAAUGCCGCCUCCACAGAAAAUCCCAAGCCUCAGACCUUUCAAGCAGAGGAAGAGCUUAGCAACCAGACAGGAGGAAGUUGCUGGAAUCCGGGCAAAGUUCCCAAACAAGAUUCCGGUGAUAGUGGAGCGCUACCCCAGAGAGAAGUUCCUGCCCCUGCUGGACAAAACCAAGUUCUUGGUCCCGCAGGAGCUGACCAUGACCCAGUUCCUCAGCAUCAUCCGUAGCCGCAUGGUCCUGGGAGCUACUGAUGCCUUUUACUUGCUGGUGAACAACAAGAGCCUGGCCAGCAUGAGUGUGACCAUGGCAGAGAUCUACAGAGACUACAAGGAUGAAGAUGGCUUCGUGUACAUGACCUACGCUUCCCAGGAGAUGUUUGGGUGCCUGGGGUUGACAGCCUCCAGGGAGGGAGGCGGCCUCGAGGACAGAUCUUACAAUCCUCACUGGCCCAUGUCAGGAAGAACUUGUCCUCCGACUGAUCCAUCAGACGCUGGUGGAAGGGACUGGUUUUAUCCUGUGUGUACGCUGGGGGACUCUGGUUAGCAGAAAUGCCUGGGGUGAUCGGCUCCAACCAGAGACAGCAAAGUGGUGACCCUUCCUGGUAUGCUUUCUUUGUGCUUCAUGUUCUUGGGGUCUCUCUAAGAAAAACCUGGGCUGCUAUUGGAA